Messenger RNA from Symbiodinium sp. CCMP2592, 1410 nucleotides. The record is from the annotation of a GenBank genome assembly. Lineage: Eukaryota; Dinophyceae; Suessiales; Symbiodiniaceae.
AUGGGCCGCUGUGCUGCGUGGACGUGCGCGAUGAUUGAUCCGGAGUGUGUGAGCCCUUGGCAGCUGUCUCCCAGCCCAUCCGCGGGUCGGGGAAGUUUCCACACCUUGGCGCUGCUUCUGCUCGUGCUUUGCCUACAGCGGCGCAGAGCACUCUUCCGCAAUGUUUCAAAAGGAUGUCCUUGGCGGAGGAUGCAAGGUCCAUUCCUGACCCCAAAGAAGGUCGACCGGGAGCUGGAAACUCCCCCAGUCGCCCCAAAGAGGGCGAACUUGGCCAAGCGACCCAAGGUCCGCCUGGGUCUGCAGGUUUGCAACAAAUUCGAGGUCUUAGCUUCGCCAGUGGCGACGCCUACGCCGUCGCCUCGGGCCGCCCCCCGACCUCGUGAGCGGAGUCUUCCGGAGGCGGGAACGGAUGCUCCCGAUGCUCCCGGCGAUUGGACCACCGUACAUUACCGGAGCCGCAAGAAGGAUUCCGCCGCCACGCCUGCGGCGGCGAGCCUUGCUCCACCGCUGGAGGCCCCGUCAAACGACAACGGGGACGCAAUAGACCUCUAUUACGCGCAGAAGGACGCCUUCGUGCGCUCGUGGACGCGCGAGUCAAAACAGGCUCGCAGCGUGAAGCAGAAGAAGCGGGUGGACUACCAGGUAAGAUACCGCGAGUUGCAGGAUGCAACUAAUGCCUACAUCAUAUUUCAGGUCGAUUCCUAUGAUGACUACUGGGGUCUAGAUGUGAACGAGGAGGGCGGGAUGGGGAUCCACGUGUUGAAAAACGUCUUGCAUGGCGGAUGCUGGCUGCUGCAGGAGAAGCUUGACAACCACCCCGAUGUGCAGAAGUUGCUUCCCGAGGAGAGCCCUCUCUCCACGAUGAGAGUGGUCACCGGUUCUCGGGGCGCUCUGAAGCUGCUGGGUGGCACUGCACCCACCGGAAAGCUCUCCAAAGCCCUUUGCGCGGUUUGGCGUGCCGGGCGUGCCGGCGCGUCCACGGACCACAGCUGUAUCAUGGUAGAUGUGCCGGAUCCCCGAGGAAAGCAGGCCUUGGAGGCUGGCAGUUCGUCGGCGCACUGGUAUGCGGCCGGCUGGAAGUCUUUGGGCAAGCCCUGGAGCACCGCCGACGGAAGUAUUUACGAGCACCCGGACACGGGCUUGAACCUCCGCGGCAAGACCCUGCCAAAGGUGAAGGAAGCCCUGGAGCUCUGCGAGCGCUCUCACGAGAUCCUUAUUCCCUCAGUGCCCUUGGCUGGCUGGGACGUCGCCUUUGUGGCCGACGACGAGAACCCAUCCGCGCCGGCUUCCUUGGUGUUGCUGGAAGCCAACCUUUCCUGCAACUUCUUCCGGGGAACUGUCGACUGGAAGGAGUAUGGCGAGCUCCUGGACGAGCACUUCGCAGCUCUAGAUGCCAAAUUCUUCGGCUGA